Zychaea mexicana is the source of this 2037-nucleotide messenger RNA. RefSeq names its product interferon-related developmental regulator-domain-containing protein. Bases 458 to 1813 code for a protein of 451 amino acids. The transcript has 8 exons. The record is from RefSeq and is a predicted model, not a curated record. Lineage: Eukaryota; Fungi; Mucoromycota; Mucoromycetes; Mucorales; Lichtheimiaceae.
UGCUUGGUGGUGGUGGUGGUGGUGACACCCUAAAAAAAACACACAAAUUUCUGUUUGAUUUCUCACGCGUUCGGGCCCCACCACGCGCAUGCUCUCUCCUUCUCUCCUCUCUCUCUCUCUCUCUUUUCGUGUUAAUGUGUACCCGCACUCCCACACGCUUGUUCAGUUGACUUGACGAUACUUCUUUGCACCAUUCAAUGCACUGUAAAUUACGAUUUGAGUUGGAAUUUGGAAUGAACCCAAAACAAGUAUUAAAAAGCCUUGUAUAAACCAAAACACUUUUACGUCAUUCAAAAUGGAAAUGGCUUGCACCUGCUAUACAUGCUAGACCGCUGUUAUUGUCCGUUAUUUUUAUUUUAGUUCUUUCAGUUUCUAUCUCUCUGUCUCUCUCUCUCUCUCUUUACCCUCUUUUUUUUUACUUUACAAAUCCUUAAUUCAUAAAAAAAAAAGAAAAAAAAUGCCACGCAAUUUAGCCAAAAAAGCAGGCAAACAACAGACUCGAAUGGCAGCAUUAGACAAACUGGGUACACCAGCGUCGAGUCGUGCAGGAUCUGAAGACGAAGCUGACGAUUCCCUUUCUGAAAUCUCUGCUAUCUCUGCUGCUGCUGCUGCUGCUGACGAAGAAACACUUGUCGACGACCAACUACGCCACUGUGUGGAUGAUUUAGGUGAAAAACGUACUAGUGUACGAGAGGCAGCAUUGACCAAAUUGGAUCGUUUAUUGGCACGGUAUUACUGUGGAGAUUUUUUCGAAUCGAAUCCAUCCAGUCAAGAAGCCAUGUUACAGCUUCUGGUGAGAUCGCUUAGAAAACCAGGCAGUACUUUGGAAGCGAUUCUCGCAGCCAAGGGAAUUGGACUGGUGUUUAUCAAUGACGGGGAUGAGCAAGAAGAGCUGUUUGGCAUGGUAUUGUCACUGUUGAAGAAUACUAUCACGGAUGCAUUGGAUGUGCGGUUAAAACAUCAGUGCAUUGAAACACUUGCAUUGAUUACGUUGAUCGCCGCCUCAAAUGCGGAUACCAGAGGCGGCCUCGAUUAUUUCUUCAAAAUUCUAAUCUCGAAUGGUGAAAGCCUUCAACCCGAUGAAAAGCUAAAGCAAGGUGCUAUGGAUGAGCUUUUGUGCACCAGCUUACGUGCCUAUGGUCUCUUAUACGCGGCCCUGUUUGGUGACGGACGCGGAACCUGGGAGGAUGCAUGGGAUGAAUCGCAAGGAGUAAUGCCGGCUCAUAUAGACUUUUUGGAAUCUACAUCUAAAGAAAACCGCGUCGCUGCCGGAGAAAACGUUGCAUUGAUGUUCGAUUGUGUUCAGGUGUCGCACAAGCAUGCUCAAGAGAUGAGCGAGUUUGAAGUAGAAGACAAGCCAGAAUACGAAGAAAUAGACGAUUUGGUAGAUAUGCUCCAACGACUUUCUACAGACAGCAAUCGACGGGUCAACAAACAAGAUCGCAAAGAGCAAAAGAGUGCGUUCCGUGAUAUCAUACGUAGUGUGGAAGAAGGCAGUCGACCUAAGCAAAAACUCAAGAUUGGUGGCCAGAACAUGUUGUUCCGGGGCUGGGCCCGCAUCAUUAUGCUUGCAGCAUUCCGAAGCUUCUUAGGAGCAGGCCUUGCACAGCAUCUUCAAGAGAACGAGUUACUGGAAAAUGUAUUAGCGAGUGGGAUCAGCAAUGGUACUGCAUCAGAAGAUGAAGAGAGUGAGUCAGAAGAAGAAGAAGAGGCUGGUGAGGGAUUCGAGAUGGAAGAUGACAUGUCCUUGUCAAAGUCUGCAGCAAGUAAACGUGAGCGUGCUAGACGGCUCAAGAGGUCAAAGAAGUUAUAGUAAAAAAAAAAAAACUUGCGGCACGACAGUUAUUUUAUUGUUAUUAUUGUUAUUAGCACGAACUAUUAAUAUUAUUACAACGCUUAUUGUUUGAAUGCUUAAUCGUGUGGCAACAGCCUACUUGUAAACAUAUCAAAAAGAAGAGAGAGAAGCCGGACAUCAGGGCAAAUUUUGGGCUUUUUCAAGCCAAAUGCGAAAAACCUUACUUGGGGAGACAGCAUCAG